Molecule: messenger RNA, 1836 nt
Organism: Anolis carolinensis (green anole)
Lineage: Eukaryota; Metazoa; Chordata; Lepidosauria; Squamata; Anolidae
Gene: fhl2
Product: four and a half LIM domains 2
Exons: 7
Coding region: 270-1109 (279 amino acids)
Biological process (GO): negative regulation of transcription by RNA polymerase II; negative regulation of calcineurin-NFAT signaling cascade
Cellular component (GO): nucleus; Z disc
Molecular function (GO): transcription factor binding; transcription coregulator activity
Source: RefSeq, a predicted model, not a curated record
UCAUCUGGCAAGGGAACUCUUGACAGUCUAAUUGCUAAAUACAUAGUUUGGGUAAUCCAAUAAAGCAGUAAGCCUCCGUGCCGGCCUUUGUCUCGCCUCACUCCCUGACUGGAACACACAGAGACCAUCCAGCAAGGACAGAAGCCGCAGUGGCGCAACGGGUUAAACCCUUGUGCCGGCUGAACUACUGACCUGAAGGUUGGGUGGUUGACCUGAAGGUUGCCAGCUUGAAUCUGCGAGAUGAGGCUGGCGAAAUCCUAGACAUCAAAAUGACAGAACGCUUUGACUGCCAUUACUGCAAGGAGACUCUGUUUGGCAAGAAGUACAUCCUGAGGGAGGACAACCCCUACUGCAUCAAGUGCUAUGAGAGCCUGUACUCCAACACCUGUGAGGAAUGUAAAAAGCCAAUUGGCUGUGAUUGUAAGGAUCUAUCCUACAAGGACCGACAUUGGCACGAAACCUGUUUCCACUGCUUUCAGUGUAAGAACUCUUUGGUGGACAAACCAUUUGCUGCAAAAGAAGAGCAACUUCUCUGUACCGAAUGUUACUCAAAUGAAUAUUCCUCCAAGUGUAGCGAGUGCAAGAAGACCAUCAUGCCAGGUACACGCAAGAUGGAAUAUAAAGGAAAUAGCUGGCAUGAGACCUGCUUCAUCUGCCAUCGGUGCCAACAGCCCAUUGGGACAAAGAGUUUCAUCCCCAAAGACAAUCAAAAUUUCUGUGUCCCCUGCUACGAAAAGCAGUUUGCUAUGCAAUGUGUCCAGUGCAAGAAGCCAAUCACUACAGGAGGAAUUACUUACCGGGAGCAACCAUGGCACAAGGAGUGCUUUGUAUGUACUGGGUGUAAAAAACAGUUGUCUGGACAACGUUUUACUUCCCGGGAUGAGUUUGCCUAUUGCUUGAACUGCUUUUGCAGCCUCUAUGCUAAGAAGUGUGCUGGAUGCACUAAUCCAAUAAGUGGACUUGGGGGUACCAAAUAUAUCUCCUUUGAGGAACGCCAAUGGCACAACGAUUGCUUCAACUGUAAGAAGUGCUCCCUGUCAUUAGUGGGACGUGGUUUUCUUACUGAAAGAGAUGAUAUCCUGUGCCCGGAGUGCGGGAAAGAUAUUUAGAAGUAAUUUUUAAUAGCUGUUCUUAUAAAUGCAUAUAUUUUCCAAAAUGAGUAAUAACAUUUAUGGGUUGUGAUUUGAUGUGAAAAAUGUGGUGUUUCAUUGUUACAUUAACUCAUAUAUAUACUCAUCAGUUAAUUUCUUUCCUAGAUGGUAGCAAUGCAUUAGAGAAGGAAAGGGCAUAAAGGGAGGGAAGGUGAUUUUGACAUGAAUUCAUAGACAGUAAAUUUAAUACAGGAAUCAUUUACGAGUUGUUCAGACAUUAUUUCUUUUUAGCAGAUGGAUGCAGUGUAAAACUAAUAUACUUUUCAAAAUGGGGCUUACCAUGACUCCUGUUUUGAUAAAGAAACCUGAUUAUUUCAUGGCAGAUGUGAAGGGGAUUAUAUGUAGGAAAUACAUAGAAUGUUUUGUGUCUCAUGCCUUAAAAUAAGGGAUUAAGGCUGCUGUUCUGUGCAUUGUUACAUUGGAAUAACUCCCACUGAACUCUGUGGGAUUGUCUCUAAAUAAACAUUCACAGGAUCAGAUUGCAUGAAAUUUAAAUGGAACACAUUAUUCCACAAUAUUGCAAUAUCAUUGCACAAAGUAUGUUUUCAGUUUCUGGUACUUGUUUGGAAAUGCCACUGCGCCGCGUAUUUUAUCAAGAGAAUUUUAUUUCUAAUCAGCCUACUGUAUUUUGGUGAAAGUUGAUGUUUUAAAAUUUACUUCUAAUAAAUAUUAGCAUUUAGAGAAA